Molecule: messenger RNA, 654 nt
Organism: Drosophila elegans
Lineage: Eukaryota; Metazoa; Arthropoda; Insecta; Diptera; Drosophilidae
Exons: 4
Coding region: 5-529 (174 amino acids)
Source: RefSeq, a predicted model, not a curated record
UAAAAUGUUCCUACAUUACAGGUCCCUUAAACGUUUUGUAAAACACAUUGUUGGCGAUGAUGACGAAUUUGAAGAAACUUUAAACAGUGAACAAGAGAAAAAUGAAAAUUCAAACAAGGAAAAGAUCGAUAUGGAUGGUUCCAAUUGCAUAACAAAUGUCACCCAAACAGCACGAGGACCUCCGAUAUUAGUAUUGGGAAAAGCAGCAGCAGUGUAUACAGUUCGCGCACGACUUACGCAACCAUAUUCAUUGGCGUUUCCCAAUCGUGGGGCAUAUUUUCCUCCACAGGAAUCCAUGGGAGUACGUAUUUCCAAACGAAGCAGGAGCCAUAUGGGAUUCGUAAAUGCAGUCCAACCAGCAACCGUGGCUCCGACUGUAGCUCCAUCCGCUCAACUGGCCAAGCCACUGGAUGUCACCGCCUACUUCCACCAACUGUCUGCUGAUCUCAUCCAGCAACGCGUCUGCCAGGAGCCUUUCUUAGCCCUGUGCAAACGCAUAGAUAGCUUGGUGGCCCAAUCUUUAAACUAAUCCAAACGGCUCAAAUUGAAUAAGGAAAUUACAAAGUAAUCACAAAAUUAGAUGGUAAAAUUUCUGUAUAAUCAAAAAAAAUUCGAAAAUGUAUAUUCAAAUAAAUAAACUUAAGAUGUAGUUAU